Molecule: messenger RNA, 1563 nt
Organism: Trametes versicolor FP-101664 SS1
Lineage: Eukaryota; Fungi; Basidiomycota; Agaricomycetes; Polyporales; Polyporaceae
Gene: TvLac4
Product: laccase-4
Exons: 11
Coding region: 1-1563 (520 amino acids)
Molecular function (GO): oxidoreductase activity; copper ion binding
Source: RefSeq, a predicted model, not a curated record
AUGGGCAGGUUCUCAUCUCUCUGCGCGCUCACCGCCGUCAUCCACUCUUUUGGUCGUGUCUCCGCCGCUAUCGGGCCUGUGACCGACCUCACCAUCUCCAAUGCGGACGUUUCUCCCGACGGCUUCACUCGUGCCGCAGUGCUUGCAAACGGCGUCUUCCCGGGUCCUCUUAUCACGGGAAACAAGGGCGACAACUUUCAGAUCAAUGUUAUCGACAACCUCUCUAACGAGACGAUGUUGAAGUCGACCUCCAUCCAUUGGCACGGCUUCUUCCAGAAGGGUACUAACUGGGCUGAUGGAGCUGCCUUCGUCAACCAGUGCCCUAUCGCGACGGGGAACUCUUUCCUUUACGACUUCACCGCGACGGACCAAGCAGGCACCUUCUGGUACCACAGUCACUUGUCUACGCAGUACUGCGAUGGUUUGCGGGGCCCGAUGGUCGUAUACGACCCGAGUGACCCGCAUGCGGACCUUUACGACGUCGACGACGAGACCACGAUCGUCACGCUCUCUGAUUGGUAUCACACCGCCGCUUCGCUCGGUGCUGCUUUCCCGAUUGGCUCGGACUCUACCCUCAUCAACGGGUUGGGCCGUUUCGCCGGUGGCGACAGCACUGACCUUGCGGUCAUCACGGUUGAGCAGGGCAAGCGCUACCGUAUGCGUCUUCUCUCGCUGUCUUGCGACCCCAACUAUGUCUUCUCCAUCGACGGUCACAACAUGACCAUCAUCGAGGCCGACGCUGUCAACCACGAGCCCCUCACGGUCGACUCCAUCCAGAUCUACGCCGGACAACGUUACUCCUUCGUCCUUACUGCUGAUCAGGACAUCGACAACUACUUCAUCCGUGCCCUGCCCAGCGCCGGUACCACCUCGUUCGACGGCGGCAUCAACUCGGCUAUCCUGCGCUACUCUGGUGCCUCCGAGGUUGACCCGACGACCACGGAGACCACGAGUGUCCUCCCCCUCGACGAGGCGAACCUCGUGCCCCUUGACAGCCCCGCUGCUCCCGGUGACCCCAACAUUGGCGGUGUCGACUACGCGCUGAACUUGGACUUCAACUUCGAUGGCACCAACUUCUUCAUCAACGACGUCUCCUUCGUGUCCCCCACGGUCCCUGUCCUCCUCCAGAUUCUUAGCGGCACCACCUCCGCGGCCGACCUUCUCCCCAGCGGCAGUCUCUUCGCGCUCCCGUCCAACUCGACGAUCGAGAUCUCGUUCCCCAUCACCGCGACGAACGCUCCCGGCGCGCCGCAUCCCUUCCACUUGCACGGUCACACAUUCUCUAUCGUUCGUACCGCCGGCAGCACGGAUACGAACUUCGUCAACCCCGUCCGCCGCGACGUCGUGAACACCGGUACCGCCGGCGACAACGUCACCAUCCGCUUCACGACUGACAACCCCGGCCCCUGGUUCCUCCACUGCCACAUCGACUUCCACUUGGAGGCCGGUUUCGCCAUCGUCUUCAGCGAGGACACCGCCGACGUCUCGAACACGACCACGCCCUCGACUGCUUGGGAAGAUCUGUGCCCCACGUACAACGCUCUUGACUCAUCCGACCUCUGA